UCGAUGGCAUCUGGGGCUCAGCUUGCCCUCACCCUCGAGGGAAGGAAGAGGCAGCUCGAGGAGAAGGAGCCAAAAGAGCAGCAGCAGCAAUAGAGGUGCGGGCACGGCGGUCGACAAGCUCUUCGUGCUUGAUUGUCCCCGUCUCCUCCCUUCAUGCUCGCUCAUUUGCCUGGCGUUCUCCCGGCUCGCCCUCGCCAGCCUUCUCUCCACCAAUAGAAUGUACCAACAACCCCCUCCCGCUAUCGGCGAGGCCCAAGGCAUUGCUCUGGCGACCGACGAGACCACUUGCGUUUUCGGCGAGGACGUAGCAUUCGGCGGUGUCUUCCGAGCGACAGCAGGCCUGCGCGAGCAAUAUGGUCCUGAGCGCGUCUUCAACACUCCCAUCUCAGAGCAAGGAAUCGUAGGCAUGGCGAUCGGCAUGGCCGCCCUGGGCCACACCGCCAUUGGCGAGAUCCAGUUUGCCGACUAUACCUUCCCUGGCAUUGACCAGAUCAUCAACGAGGCCUCCAAGUUCCGAUACCGCUCUGGUGGCCAAUUCAAUGCGGGCAAGAUGACGAUCCGCACGCCCUGCCAAGCCGUAGGACACGGCGCCCAUUACCACUCCCAAUCGGUUGAGCAGUUCUUCAUGCCGAUCCCGGGAAUCAACGUUGUCAUGCCUCGCUCGCCUAUCCAGGCCAAGGGUCUCCUCCUCUCUGCCGUUCGCAGCCCUGACCCGACGGUAGUGAUGGAGCCCAAGAUCCUCUACCGCUCGUCCGUCGAACAGGUACCCGUCGACGACUACACAAUCCCCAUCGGCCAAGCCGACAUCCUGCGCAAGGGCAGCGACAUUACUCUCAUCUCGUGGGGCGCUCCCCUCUACUCGUGCAUGCAAGCCAUUGACCUCCUCGCGGGCAACGGCAUCUCCGAGUCGAUGGAGAAGCACAUUCCCAAGGAGCUCCGCAAUGCAAGCGUCGAGCUCAUCGACCUGCAGAGCAUUCUCCCUUGGGACAGAGAGACGAUCGUGAACAGUGUCAAGAAGACGGGACGCUGCGUUAUCGUUUGUGAGGCGCCCAUGACCGGCAACGUUGGCGCGGAGAUUUCGGCAGAGAUCCAGAAGCAGGCAUUCCUUCACCUUGAGGCGCCUAUCAAGCGUAUCGCGGGGCUGGACACGCCCUUCCCUCACAUUGGAGAGCUCUUCUACAAGCCCGACGCGCUCAGGGUUCUCGAUGGUAUGAUGGAGACGCUCAAGUACUGAGCGUGGAGUGGUGCAGCG
Molecule: messenger RNA, 1252 nt
Organism: Jaminaea rosea
Lineage: Eukaryota; Fungi; Basidiomycota; Exobasidiomycetes; Microstromatales
Product: thiamine diphosphate-binding protein
Exons: 3
Coding region: 218-1234 (338 amino acids)
Biological process (GO): branched-chain amino acid catabolic process; response to nutrient
Molecular function (GO): catalytic activity
Source: RefSeq, a predicted model, not a curated record